This is a messenger RNA of Dicentrarchus labrax (European seabass), 2830 nucleotides long. It is a transcript of the gene nars1, whose product is annotated as asparaginyl-tRNA synthetase 1. Gene Ontology annotation, biological process: asparaginyl-tRNA aminoacylation. Lineage: Eukaryota; Metazoa; Chordata; Actinopteri; Moronidae. The record is from RefSeq and is a predicted model, not a curated record. Gene Ontology annotation, cellular component: cytoplasm. Gene Ontology annotation, molecular function: asparagine-tRNA ligase activity; nucleic acid binding; ATP binding. The coding region runs from base 158 to 1837 and encodes 559 amino acids. The transcript has 15 exons.
CCUCUCCGCCGACUACAGGCAGCUGCCGUCUGGCUGAUGUAAAGUUGCACCUUCGCAGCUGAGGAGACCCCACCGGCGGCCGCCUCUUCCAUUUUUAAAAAAAUAUAAACUAUUUACUUUCCCCUCCUCAGCGGACUGUCGUGGCACCUGGGCUGACAUGGCGACGGAGAUAAGUAAAGGUGUGGAACAAGUCUCAGUGGGUGAGCUGUACGUGUCGGACAAAUGUGGCAGCGACCAGGAUGGGGACGGCACGGAGCAGAAACCCUUCAAAACUCCUCUCAAGGCUCUGAUGUUUGCUGGGAAGGAGCCGUUCCCGACCAUCUACGUAGAGUCACAGAAGGAGGAAGAGCGUUGGGCAGUGAUCUCCAAGACGCAGAUGAAGAACGCAAAGAAGGCCUUUAACCGCGAGCAGAUGAAGAACGAUGCCAAAGACAAGAAAGAGGCAGACGACAACGAGAGGAGAGAGAAGAACCUGCAAGAAGCCAAGAAGAUCACCAUUGUGGACGACCCCAGCCUGCCUAAACCUGAAACCGUUAAAAUCCGUCUUCUGGAGGCCAAGAGAGGUCAGAGAGUCAAAGUGUUUGGAUGGGUUCAUCGCCUCAGGAGACAGGGGAAGAACCUGAUGUUCAUUGUGCUGAGAGAUGGAACUGGUUUCCUCCAGUGUGUUCUGUCUGAUGAACUGUGCCAGUGCUACAAUGGCUUGGUGUUGUCUACGGAGAGUACUGUAGCUCUGUAUGGGACCGUCACUCCAGUUCCUGAGGGGAAACAGGCGCCCGGUGGCCACGAGCUGCACUGCGAUUUCUGGGAGCUGAUUGGCCUAGCUCCGGCAGGCGGGGCCGACAACCUGCUGAACGAGGAGUCGGACGUGGACGUCCAGCUGAACAACCGGCACAUGCUGAUCAGAGGAGAGAACGUCUCCAAGAUCCUCAGGGUCCGAUCCACCGUCACACAGUGCUUCAGGGACCACUUCUUCAACCGCGGAUACUACGAGAUCACUCCUCCGACCCUGGUGCAGACUCAGGUGGAGGGCGGCUCCACGCUGUUUAACCUCAACUACUUUGGCGAGCAGGCGUACCUGACGCAGUCCUCCCAGCUCUACCUGGAGACCUGCAUACCCGCCCUAGGCGACACCUUCUGUAUUGCUCAGUCGUACCGAGCCGAGCAGUCCCGCACCCGCAGACACCUGUCUGAGUACACUCACAUCGAGGCCGAGUGUCCCUUCAUGUCUUUUGAGGAUCUACUGAACAGACUGGAGGAUCUGGUGUGUGACGUGGUGGACCGAGUGCUCAAGUCCCCCGCCGCUCCGCUGCUCUAUGACAUCAACCCCAACUUCAAACCCCCCAAGAGGCCGUUUAAGAGGAUGAACUACACUGAAGCCAUCGAGUGGCUCAGAGAGCACGACGUCAAGAAGGACGACGGCACCUACUACGAGUUUGGAGAGGACAUCCCAGAGGCUCCAGAGAGGUUGAUGACAGACUCCAUCAACGAGACCAUCCUGCUCUGUCGUUUCCCUGCUGAGAUCAAGUCCUUCUACAUGCAGCGCUGUGAUGAUGACAAACGCCUCACUGAGUCGGUUGACGUGUUGAUGCCAAAUGUGGGCGAGAUUGUCGGAGGCUCGAUGCGUAUCUGGGACUCUGAAGAGCUGCUGGAGGGAUACAAGAGGGAGGGAAUCGACCCGACCCCCUACUACUGGUACACUGACCAGAGAAAGUAUGGUACAUGUCCUCACGGCGGUUACGGUCUCGGUCUGGAGCGUUUCCUCACCUGGAUGCUGAACAGACAUCACAUCCGAGACGUCUGCCUGUACCCACGAUUCAUCCAGCGCUGCCGACCCUGAACACACACACACACACACACACACACACACACACACACACACACACACACACACACACACUCUGACCUGGCAUGUGGCAGCGCUCUGUUAGCUAUAAAAGGUGCCACCACAAUAUUGUUUUAUGUUCUGUAUUAUCCUGGAUCAUGAAGAGUUAAAUCUGUAGUGAGCUGCAUGAUGUCUCACCACAGACAGAGUUAGAAACCCCACCUGCUGUGCUCCGCCUCAAACUUCACUGCUUCCUCCUUGUUUGUUCUGACUUAAAACCUGAAUCUGAUCACGUCUGCCUCUCUUCAUGUUGGUUGAUUAUUUAACCAAUAUGAAUUAAUUAAUCGACACUGUAGUUUAUUGUGAUUGUGUCUACAAGUUCUAGAAAAAAAUCUAACAAUGUCUCAAAUGUGAUCUUGAAUGCUGCUAAACAACAACAUAGUAAAAAACUUACAAAUGUAGUUGCAGGAGUAAAAUUACAAAGCUGCAUAAUCACACAUUUUAAGUUAAUAUGUGCAGAAUGUUAUGGAAAACUGUAAAAAGAAUAAACGGCACAGUCCACCAGCCAGUCAGGAAAUCCAAUCCUGUAAAAUCUGUCUGCAUGCAACUCUGCAUGUCAGAUUCAGGAAUAAAAACAAGAUUCCCUCAAAACAAACCUGGAUGAACACCUGAGAAAACUAUGGAAGCACAUUCAUCAAAGACAAAUAAAUAGAGACACCUUAUCUCGUAAUCUUAUCUUUCGAACAACUUAAUCUGUUCUCACAACUAUGAAAUAAGGUCUCUAAUUUAUUUUCUUUUGAUUUUGUUUUUUUAAUGCAAUGUUUCUGUGGAAAACGUAUCAAAUUAGCAACAGUCAGUGACGGAUACAGAACGUUUGUGUUCCUGUGAUGUCAGUAGAUCAGUCUGUGGAUGUGCACUGUUCAUGUAUUUGGGAACAUUUUACUUCUAAUACUAAUACUAUUAAAGUACUACAAGUAACCUGCACUUAAAUAAAAUGGCAUUCUGAAG